Eriocheir sinensis (Chinese mitten crab) is the source of this 555-nucleotide messenger RNA. Its product is annotated as histidine-rich glycoprotein-like. Bases 76 to 555 code for a protein of 159 amino acids. Lineage: Eukaryota; Metazoa; Arthropoda; Malacostraca; Decapoda; Varunidae. The record is from RefSeq and is a predicted model, not a curated record. The transcript is spliced from 3 exons.
AGUAUAUAAGGCGUGGGCUGGGCUGGACUGGCAGACACUUGGGCUGACGGCAGUGAGCAGACAUCAGCACCAACCAUGAAGACCUACGUGUGUGUGGCUCUGGGCCUCCUGGCAGUGGCGGCUCUGGUGCACGCUGACCCUGAGCCCGAGGCCCUCGCCGAAGCCGACCCCGACGCCCACCGGCCCUACUCCUACCACUACGGCUACCCCCACUACGGCCACUACUCCUACCGCCACUACGGCUACCCGCGCUACCACCACCACCACAAGCGGUCCGCUGACCCUGAGGCCAGUGCUGACCCAGAGCCCAGCAGACACUACUACGGCCACCACCACCACACCCCCUACCACGACCACCACCACAAGCGCUCCACUGACCCGAGGCUGCCGCUGAGCCCAGCAGGCACUACUCCUACGGUCACCCCACCACUACGGCUACUACCACAGCCCAGCGCAGAGCCCAGCAGGACCCACUACUACGGGUACGGCCACCCCGGCUACCACUACUACAGGUACCCCUACUACCGCUACGGCUCCUACCACCGCCACCACUAG